Molecule: messenger RNA, 1617 nt
Organism: Oldenlandia corymbosa var. corymbosa
Lineage: Eukaryota; Viridiplantae; Streptophyta; Magnoliopsida; Gentianales; Rubiaceae
Source: the annotation of a GenBank genome assembly
AUGGCGGCAGCCGCCCCGAACCAUUACCCUCAGAUUGGUCCAAAUUCCAUUAUCCCUCAUACUUACCUGAAGCCGACAAACAAUUCCUCCCUGUUUAGGUUUACAUACAGGCCCCGGCCCUGUUCUUCGCUGGACUCACAAACACAAAGAUUCAAUCUUUCAGAUGGGAACACCAGCAAUCGACCAAGAUUAAUGUCUCUUACAGUUAGAUCGACAGUCGACCUCCGAGCUAGGCCAACUGGUGGAAUAAUAUCUGAAACUUUCUCCAGAUUGAAAGAGCAAGGCCAAAUUGCAUUGGCGCAUUUACCAUCAAAGGACAAGGACCCUUCGACAACAGUGGCAGCAUUGAAGUGUCUAGGAGCAACUCAUUCUGAUGCUUGGGAUGAUGAUCCAGAUACACAGGAUGCUCUGGCGGCAGGGGCAACAAAAAAUGAUACAGUAUUGUCCAUGCGGAAGAGUACUGGAUCUCAGUUUAUUUGUCCAAUUGCAACGUUGAUAUACUAUAAUGAAAGACUUAAGUGUGGUGUUGAAAAGCUCAUGGCCACUGUCAGAGAUGUCAAAGAACAAGGAAAGAAGAAAUUACCACUCAUUCUUGGCUCAGUUGGAGCUGGAUGUGUGCUUUUCAUGCUUGCAAAUGGGAGUUACAAGAAAGGAAUUUACAAUUAUGCACAUUUUCCUUCAUGGAACUCCUCAGGAAUAGAAUUUGAAGAUGAAAGCGUUGACUUAGGAGGAGUACGUAUCUUCAGUGUCUCUGAACUUAAAAAGGCUACCAACAAUUUUGAUCCCACUACUAAACUUGGUAGUGGAGGUUUUGGAGCCGUUUACCUCGGCAUACUUCCUGAUGGAACAGAGGUUGCAGUGAAGUGUCUCUAUAGACACCAUAAGCAAGAGGAACAAUGUAUGAAUGAGGUUGCGCUUCUGACCCCUUUGACACAUCCGAAUCUAGUUACCCUCUAUGGCCGCACAUCUAGGCGUAGUGGUAAACUUCUCCUCGUUUAUCAGUAUGUUCCUAAUGGCACACUUGCGGAUCAUCUUCAUGGCGAUAGAGCCAACGAUAAGCACCUCACGUGGGAUCUCCGGAUGAAAAUUGCCAUUGAAACUGCUGAGGCAUUGGCCUACCUCCAUGCUUGGGGUAUAAUUCACCGCGAUGUGAAGACCAACAACAUACUCCUCGAUCAUAACUUCUGUGUCAAGGUUGCCGAUUUUGGACUUUGUAGGCUUAUCCCAGCUGAGGCCACUCAUGUCUUCACCGCUCCUCAGGGUACUCCUGCAUAUAUUGAUCCUGAAUACUGUCAAUCUUGGCAACUUGGUAACAAAAGUGAUGUGUAUAGCUUUGGUGUUGUCCUCGCUGAGCUCAUCUCGUCAAUGCCUGCCUUUGAUAGACGCAGACCUGAGACCCUUUUGGCUAACUUGGCUGUUGACAGGAUUCAGAAAUGUGCAUUUGAUGAUUUGAUUGAUCCAUCUCUUGGGUACAAGACGGAUGCUGAGGUUUUGAGGAUGACAACAUCUGUAGCAGAGUUGGCUUUUCGUUGUUUGCAGCUUGAGAAAGAAAUGAGGCCUACGAUGGAGGAAGUCCUGGAAUCCUUGAAAGAGAUCCAGAACUUGAAACAAAUCUGA